Messenger RNA from Alternaria conjuncta, 1002 nucleotides. RefSeq lists its product as uncharacterized. The transcript is spliced from 2 exons. The record is from RefSeq and is a predicted model, not a curated record. The coding region runs from base 1 to 1002 and encodes 333 amino acids. Lineage: Eukaryota; Fungi; Ascomycota; Dothideomycetes; Pleosporales; Pleosporaceae.
AUGACGGCCAGAUCAAGAAAUAUCGACCUGAACAACCAUCUGAGCGGCGUACGGCUGGGCAGGGACGCCGAGAGCCGCGCGCUCGCUCAAGAUCGCGAGACAGAAGACACCGGAGCUCACGCCGCGCAAAUAGGCGGGAGGAUAGAUCACGAAGUCCCAAUCAUGCCGAACGUUCUCGUACUGAGUAUCGGUCCAGGUCUCACUCUCGAUCGCGAAGACAAGACAACAGGUCCAGGCAUCGUAGAAGAGAGCCUCAUACCCAUGACAAUGGAAGGCAGGAACGCUCGAAUGGGCGAAGUCGUGGACAACCUCGCUAUCGAUCUCAGUCCCGCUCACGGCCGCAAAGGCAUGACCGAGCUUCCGAACAUUCACACGAUGGUCUUGCGAGUCCGCGUUCGCCGGUUUCAUCUCAUUCACAUGCUCAAAGUGACGCUGAACUCCCGUCUAGAGAUCACAGCGAAACCGACUCUUGACUGGAAGAGACCGGGCGACUAUCGAGACAAAAAUAGCCAAAUCUCCCAAGGCGACGUUAUGCCAUCGGCAGUUAUGGCAGAUGAUGUCGAGCAAUCAUCUAGCUAUGUAAGCAUCGACGACAGCGUCGAAGCAAUGGCAGGGCAAGAGAUAACACGCUCCGCACCAAGCUCGCGGAAGGCUCAAGACUUCAAAGAUGGCCUACGACAAUUAGCGCUGGAGUACAACAAGAGAGACAUGCCAUCUCCAAAGCCGUCCGAACCAUCCGAAGACUUGCCUUAUCGCCCCAGUAGCAAUAAGCGGAAGCGGGAAGAUCGUGAACUGAGUGAACCGAGUGAAGGAAAAUCUCGGAGAGUAGUCGAGUCUCGAAAUAGUGUGCGCGAAACCCCGUUACGUAAAGACUCAGCUAUCGAGUGGCUCCAGGAAGAAACGCGUGAGCAGGCAGUCGUGGAAGGGACUCCAGAGGCGAUGAGAAUGUCGAUUCGCGACUUCUUUAAGCCGUAUCAAAGUCGUGGCGAGAGUCUGUGUUAA